AUGGGUCAACUGAAGUAUUGUACAUUUCUUCUGGCUAUAGUGGCGUGUACAUUGGCCACGCCCACACUGCACAAAUCAAAGGGCGGCACAGCUACCGUACAGCACCCACCCCAAGCGGUCUACGUACCCGCACCCGCUCCACAGCCAGUACAGAUUGUACAUCCACCCCCAGCCAAAAUUGUGAAACCGAAGCCUGUCUUUGUAAAGCCCGUUAUUGUACAACCAGUAUUAGUGGUAAAACCAGUAGUUGUUGCUAGUGGUGGUGGUGGUGGGCAUGGUCACGGCGGACAUCAUGGCAAAAAACAUUUCUUGGGUAAAUUUAAGUAA
Molecule: messenger RNA, 327 nt
Organism: Scaptodrosophila lebanonensis
Lineage: Eukaryota; Metazoa; Arthropoda; Insecta; Diptera; Drosophilidae
Exons: 1
Coding region: 1-327 (108 amino acids)
Source: RefSeq, a predicted model, not a curated record